Pyricularia pennisetigena is the source of this 903-nucleotide messenger RNA. RefSeq lists its product as uncharacterized. The record is from RefSeq and is a predicted model, not a curated record. NCBI's taxonomy places the organism in Eukaryota, Fungi, Ascomycota, Sordariomycetes, Magnaporthales, Pyriculariaceae. The transcript has 2 exons. Bases 1 to 903 code for a protein of 300 amino acids.
AUGAAGCAAGCCAGUUUCGUUACGCCGGACGGCGCCCAACAUCUCCUGUCUCCUGUCCCGUCGGCGGAUCAUCCUGAGAUGGCAUGCACAAUCCCGAGCCCCUGGCAAGCGCAAAACCGCGUCCCGUCGACUAAUUCCACGAGACAAGGAAAAUCGUUGAUGAAAAUUUUCUCGAUUAUCAAUCCUCCAGCCCAGCAAUGCAGCAAAGGCAGCGAUUCUCCAGUGGAAGACGCAGCUGAAUAUUCACCCAUCGUUAAUAAAGACCCCGUCCAAGUUAAAUUCACCAAAGAUGGCUGGGGUCCAAUAUUUGGGCAGGUAAAUUUCAUACACGAUCUUGAGCACGACCGAGUUUUCAAUGUCCCAGACAUCCCCCCCAUAGUCCCGCAGCCAGGAAGUCAGCUCGAGGCCGAUAUAUUGGAUUUUCGCACAAUGGGUUUCUCUCACUGGGAAGAUAACGUUGCGCGUGACCAAUGUUUGCUCUUGAAAGAAAAAGACUUCUGGAGCUCCGAGGGACUAGAUAUCUUUGCUUCGAUUCUGGAAAACGCGCAGCAAUUGAGAAGCUUUCUACGCUACUGGUUCGGGUCAAGGGUGUGCGAAAUUAGGCAUUGCUUAUGGUGGCGCUCAACAGGCCCCAAACCUAUCUAUCUAAAGCAGAACACAGGUCCAAAUGACGACCAGUGUCUGGCUUUCCACAUACUACCACGAGACACAAUCGUACGCACAUUGUUCGAUCCCAAAAUCAACUUCAAAAUUGAAAGUGGCACUGCUAUGACCAUCGUGCUCGGACCAUCAAAUGCGUUCGAAGGCAAAGGUUGGGCCCGGUUGGAUGUGAAGGAUGCAGCUAAGCUCAAGGAGCUUCAGAGGAUCGAGAAGACGCUUGGUAUCGGCUGGAACCUGAGCUGA